Messenger RNA from Penicillium canariense, 1230 nucleotides. RefSeq names its product agmatine deiminase family protein. Gene Ontology annotation, molecular function: agmatine deiminase activity; protein-arginine deiminase activity. The record is from RefSeq and is a predicted model, not a curated record. Gene Ontology annotation, biological process: putrescine biosynthetic process. Bases 1 to 1230 code for a protein of 409 amino acids. The transcript has a single exon. Lineage: Eukaryota; Fungi; Ascomycota; Eurotiomycetes; Eurotiales; Aspergillaceae.
AUGCCAGCCACCAACAACGUCUGGCACGCCCACCAACGCGCGACCCUCCACACCGAAACCGACCCCAAUAAGAAGUACACCUACCUCGCCGAGACUACCCCCCACCUCGCCACAAUCCUCAGCUUCCCCUCACACUGCUCCACCUUUCCCUCCCUGUACGACCGCACCUGCAGCGAAAUCGUCGAUCUCGCCGGGACCAUCGCCGCCUUCGAGCCAGUGCGCCUGCACGUCCGGCCCGAGAACCAGGGGCGCGCACAGGAGCUUGUCGACCAGCGCAUGGCGUCCGCACCGCCCGAGCACAAGGCCCGCAUUAGCCUGAUCCCCGCCCCCACGAAUCACAUCUGGGUCCGGGAUACGGGCCCUGUGUAUGUGCGCGGCGCCGAGGAUGGCAAGCGGUAUGCGAUUGACUUCCGGUUCUGCGAGUGGGGGAACAAGCUCGGGGAGCAGAUCUAUACUGGCAUUCCGUCUCAGGCUGCUGCGUUGAAGGCGGAGAUCGAGUCGACAGAAGACUGGCCGAUCAUGGACGAGGAGGUGCGGAAAGAGAAUACCGCGUUUGCGCAGCGUGUGCUGGAAAUUGAGAACGCGACGUACCCGGAUAACCCCGUGGCGCGGGUCGUGUCGGGUGUCCGGCUUGAAGGCGGCGGCAUUGAGAUGGAUGGCGAGGGGACGUUCAUGGCGAUGGAGAGUAGCGUGACGGUGCCCUCGCGCAACGAGGGGCUCUCCCGUGACUGCAUCGAGGCUGAAUUGAGCCGCCUGCUCGGCAUCAAGAAGUUUAUCUGGAUUCCCGGUCGCGAAGGCUUGGAUAUUACCGACUACCACAUCGACGCCGAGGCACGCUUCAUCCGCCCUGGUGUCGUGGUGGUGGGCAGGCCGCAUCCAAAAUGCGACCAGGUCUUUUGGGACGUGUAUAACGAGAUGCGCGCGAUCCUGGAUACCGCGACCGACGCCCAGGGCCGCCAGUUGCAAGUCUACGAUAUCGAGGAGCCAGAUCCAGACCUGGUGAAGGGCGAUGUGCCGGGUGAGGAGGUAGCUCCCGCGGCGUCAUACGUGAACUUCUAUUUCACGAAUGGUGGACUAGUGGUUCCUGCAUUCGGUGACGCAGUGACGGAUGCGAAGGCACUGGAGACGUUGACGAGGUUGGUUCCUGAGCGACAGGUUCGCCAGGUGGCAGUCAAUGCGCUCCCCCGGACUGGAGGUGUGCUGCACUGUACGACGCAGCAGGUGCUGUGA